Eurypyga helias (sunbittern) is the source of this 1344-nucleotide messenger RNA. It is a transcript of the gene FBXL7, whose product is annotated as F-box and leucine-rich repeat protein 7. The transcript is spliced from 2 exons. Gene Ontology annotation, molecular function: protein binding. Lineage: Eukaryota; Metazoa; Chordata; Aves; Eurypygiformes; Eurypygidae. The record is from RefSeq and is a predicted model, not a curated record. Gene Ontology annotation, biological process: SCF-dependent proteasomal ubiquitin-dependent protein catabolic process. Gene Ontology annotation, cellular component: SCF ubiquitin ligase complex. The coding region runs from base 10 to 1344 and encodes 444 amino acids.
GACCUGAGCAUGCGGACGCUCAGCACACCCAGUCCAGCAUUAAUAUUUCCACCGAAUUCCACCGGUUUCCAGAAUGGCAGAGGGUCGUCAACAUCUUCAUCCUCAGUCACUGGGGAAACUGUUGCCAUGGUCCACUCGCCGCCUCCAACCCGUCUCACCCAUCCCCUCAUCCGGCUGGCAUCCAAACACCAGAAGGAACAGGCCAACAUAGACCGGCUGCCUGACCACUCCAUGAUCCAGAUAUUCUCCUUCCUGCCUACCAACCAGCUGUGCCGCUGUGCCCGUGUGUGCCGCCGCUGGUAUAACCUUGCCUGGGACCCCCGACUUUGGAGGACUAUUCGCCUGACCGGCGAGACAAUCAACGUAGACAGAGCUCUUAAAGUGCUGACCCGGAGGCUUUGUCAGGAUACACCCAACGUAUGUCUCAUGUUGGAGACGGUAAUAGUUAGUGGCUGCAGGCGGCUCACGGACAGAGGACUCUACACCAUUGCCCAGUGCUGUCCAGAACUGAGGAGGCUGGAAGUGUCUGGCUGUUACAACAUCUCCAACGAAGCAGUCUUUGAUGUCGUGUCACUGUGCCCAAACCUGGAGCACCUGGAUGUGUCAGGCUGCUCCAAAGUAACGUGCAUCAGUUUGACUCGCGAAGCUUCCAUCAAGCUGUCUCCCUUGCACGGGAAGCAAAUCUCCAUUCGCUACUUGGACAUGACAGACUGCUUCGUCCUGGAAGAUGAAGGACUGCACACCAUUGCCGCUCACUGCACUCAACUGACCCACCUGUACCUGCGCCGCUGCGUCCGCAUCACCGACGAGGGUCUCCGCUACCUGAUGAUUUACUGCACGUCCGUUAAGGAACUGAGCGUCAGCGACUGUCGCUUCGUCAGUGACUUCGGCAUGCGGGAGAUUGCCAAACUGGAGUCACGCCUCCGGUACCUUAGCAUUGCUCACUGCGGCCGAAUCACAGACGUGGGCAUCCGUUACAUAGCCAAAUACUGCAGCAAGCUGCGCUACCUCAACGCGCGGGGCUGCGAGGGCAUCACGGACCAUGGUGUGGAGUACCUCGCCAAAAAUUGCACAAAACUCAAAUCGCUAGAUAUUGGCAAAUGCCCUCUGGUCUCAGACACCGGCCUGGAGUUUCUAGCCCUCAACUGCUUCAACCUGAAGCGCCUGAGCCUGAAAUCAUGCGAGAGCAUCACCGGACAGGGACUGCAGAUUGUGGCUGCCAACUGUUUUGACCUGCAGAUGUUGAAUGUGCAGGACUGCGAUGUCUCUGUGGAUGCUCUGCGAUUUGUUAAACGACACUGCAAGCGCUGUAUUAUAGAGCACACCAACCCUGCCUUCUUCUGA